CAGGAAUGGUCCAGGUGUAGUCUGCGAAACGUUCGCGAGGGACAAGGCGCUCGCACGCGCACAGCCUCGCGACGCACAGUAGGCUUUUAAAAAAAACAGACAUGCGGUAGCAAGCACAUUUGCACGCACCCACACACACAUACAGAAGAAGAAGAAGAAGAAGAAGAAGGGGGGAAAAAAGAAAAGAAAUUCCUGCACCGGAGGAUGCGCGCUGGCAUGUCAUGUCGUACACGGAGCUCGCGCUGGUGAAGGAGUGUCUCUGUCAGAACACAUGAACGGAAAACGAUGUCGGAACAGGCUUAUGGCUUGACGUUAUCCGCAGCGCCUCCACUUCGCCGAGGAAGCACACCUCUACCGAUCAAGCACCUGUUAAAGCGAGAGGAAGCCGUCUCCGAGGAUUAUGACUGGAUACCCGGGCUCGAAGAGCCUUCCGCUCCGGCCAUCAGCGGCUGUAGCGAUGCUCAAGACGCACCUCUUCUUCUUAAAGUCCCGGAACAGAAGUACCGUGGGCCACUGCGGAUUGUCCUGCUAGGGCAGAACGGAGUGGGCAAAUCAUCUCUGGCCCUCAUUCUCGCUGGUCUGUCUGACAGAUCACUUUCAGUAGACUCUGAAACACUAGCAAGCGAUGAAGGAUAUCAGCGAAGGGUGACUGUAGAUGAUGAGGAUAGCUCAAUCUUGGUGUAUGACAACUGGAAACAGGAGCUCUCCUUGCUACAGUGUGAGGUGUGCAUCCUGGUGUUCUCGUUGACGGACCGCCGUAGCUUCCACCGUGUGUCUCAGCUGCGCUUGUUGCUGAGGGAGAGCCACCCCAACACUCCCAUCAUCCUCGUGGGCAACAAGAGUGACCUAGUGCGCUCCCGGGAGAUCAGCACAGAGGAGGCCCACUCAAACGCCAUGAUGUUCGACUGCGUGUACCUGGAGCUCUCUGUCUCUCUGGAUCAUGGCACUAACGAGCUCUUGGAGACAGCAGUGAGGGCUGCCCGGGGCCACAGCCUGGGGCCUGGAUGGACCGAUGGAUCACCUGGAGGCGGGCGUCGUCAAAGCCUUACCAGCAGGGCCAAGCGCUUCCUGUCAGGCCUGGUGCCACGCUCGCACCACGGCCGCGAGCGCAUCCGUGAGCAAGAGCGACACAGAGGCAACCGAAUGUUUCGACAGAAAUCUCGCUCCUGUCAUGACCUCAGUGCCCUGAUGUAAAGGGGACAGAUUAGGAACCGCAGAUAGAAAAAGUAAACAAUCAAUUUGUCAGGUUAAAUCCAGGAAAAGCUGUAGUAAUAUCAUCGUAUAUACACUGUAUCAUACAUGUGGCAGUCUGGGAAAACCCUUUGUGGCUGAAUUCUGGAAAAACAAGAAAAAAGGUUUGUUUUGCCAAUAAUAUACUUUGAAAGCUUUACCUUAGCAGCUGUCAUCAUCAAAACAGUAAAGAGCGCACUGUACAGAUGACAUUGGACAAAGUUUUGUCUUUUUUUUUUUAAUUACCUAAUAAAAAGGCUUUAAUGACACCGUGAUUUUAUUUUAACAACAGAUCCGACACGAUCUGUGCGAUUUUUUUUUUUUUUACCUCAGGUGAUGCAGAUGAUUCUAAUAACAAAGUGAGAACAUAGUCCUUGUAAUUUUUAAAAAUAUAUCCGCAAUCUUGUUUUUCCAUCUGUAGAUCCAGGCUAUAAAUUUAGGAUUACAUAUGCGUGCCGUCUUUCAGUGGAAUUCGAAUGAAAGCUUUACAUGUUCUCGAUCUUCUCUCUUUUUCAUUUAGGGAGGCUUUCAAACGCAAUACCUUUCUGACUUGUGCAAAUAAAACCGUUCUGGAAAGUUUACGGUUUUCCCAUGCUGCCACACAGAUAUAGAUAGUUAAGUAAGGGAAGUUAUCUAAAAACUUUGUUAAUUUUGUUGUUUCAUGUAUCAAUUCUCAAGAGGAAGAAGGGGGGAAAAAAACAGAAGACUCCUUAUCACACACUUACACAGUUGUAGUGUAGCUCCUUGAUAAGCUUUAUGCUGAAAUUAAAUAAGGCAGUAUUAUAAUUAGUGCAUGGACAUGUAGACCUUUUCAUAUUAUAGUAGCUGAUUUCCCCCACAAAAAAGACCAAAUAUCAGUCUUAAAAAUGACUUUUUCUGCCCUUAAGAAUGUAGGGCAUCUUAGAUAAACACAUUUCAAUCUUUUUGACUAUGUAUAUAUAUAUAUAUAUAUCAGGACAUCUAUAAAAUUUAGAACUGUAGGAAUUACGAGCCCUUUAAAUAUUUAGGAUAUGCUCCUCUUUGAAUUUUAUUCUUAAACGCACAUUUCGCUCAUACCAUACAUGGACAUUGUGUUAUUUCGUUUUUCUUUUUUUUUUUUUAUGGGCAGGUUAAUAGAUAGCUGAAUGAUAAGAGCAAUAUGAUUUGCCACAUGAGGCUUUCACAAUAAUUUCACUUCAGUCAUUUUCGUUUGGCACCUUGAAUUUAGCCACUAACUUAUUUGCACUAAAAGAAAAUAGCACAGGCAGACAGACAAAUCUCUGUGAGAAACACUUUUUUUACUCUCUCUCUCUCUCUCUCUCUCUCUCUCUUUCUAUUUCUCUCUCUCAAACACACACACAUACACACACACUCACUUUACCUCCUAGACUGCAACAAAACAUAUGCCUGAACGAAUGCUUGCACUUAAACCACAUUCCACACAGACAUGGAUUAUAGCCAUGCUCCGAGAGUAACAAGCUCAUUAUAAACAAAUUAUAAAUAUCGCUGAUCGUCUCUAUAUACGUCUUUUCUUGCCUACAUAUACAGUAAGGAAGCAAUACGAUGGAAGUCUUACGUCUUUAUCCACAGUCUUUCCCUGUUUCAAUACUGUUUUAACACACCGUUGACAACUUUCGUGGAUCAUUUGAUCAGGCCUGGCCAAUUGCCAUUCUAAGGAUAUCAGGAAACAAUGGAUGACCAAUCCUAGUAGCUCACAAGCUGGCUGCUUAAGGGCCAUAUUUGGGAUGUCAGGAAAUUUCCUCAUAUUCAGAGUCACCUGUUGAUUUUUUGGGGGACUUUCGCAUACAGAUUAUUAAAAUCACUUUCAUGUACUUCAUGCCUCCAACCUUGGUUGUCCCCUAUCUUACAACACAAGCACUUGGAUUUAAACCCCUAGAGUAUAUGCGCAUAAACUCAACCCUGAAUUCAAGUCCCUUCGAAUAAAUAUCCGUCUUUCCAGAGAUGGUGUCGUUGGCUUCAUUAAUCCCAAUUUAAUUGUAUCCAACAUAUUAGUUGGUUUCUGGAGCUAGUAAUGUAUGCGAAAUUGAAAACAACAAAAUAGCCCAAAGGAUAAUUAGAUAAAGGGAAGUUAAUGAGAGUUAACGCAACAAAAACACUGUUGAAAUGCAGGGUUGGUUUGUAGACUUUAACACCAUUAUUCAUCAACAUAGCACUUUCAUUCAAUUCACUUCUAAUUGAGCGUUCUUUGUAAAAAAUAAGACUAUGGAGCAGGGUCAUCAAAUUGGUGGAUGGCGGUCUGGAUGUAAAGUUUUUCAAGUACAUAUUGUAGCAGAGAUGAGAAGUAUAUGAAUAAAAGUCUCUUCAUAGUUCAGCGACUUCAGUGAACCUGGCUCGGCUCUUUUUCCACUCGCGUGUCUUUAUGUAAAUUAUUUUUAAUAGCUGAAGGCAGCUGAGCAGACCAGAGACUAGCUAGAGCUCAGAAAUUUUGUUCAAAUUGCCAUAAACUCAUUUUUUAGUGGAUCAUUAAAAGGUAACAGGUUGCCAGUCAGGAUAUCCAGACCUUUGGAAACCAGGAAUUUGACAGAACUGGACCUUUAUGAAUUCUACCUGGAAGAGAAACAAACAGCAAACCGUUAUGUCGUCCUGUUGUUUUAUGUCCUUACAUUUAAACUCUUCCCUUUUUCUACAUGAUCGUACUUGAAUUGAGCUCGAAGGAGCAUUGUUGUGGGGGCUGGCCACACACGCUUAUGCAACACCACAAACGUUCUGGAAACGUUGCUCUAAAGUCAACAUCGCAGUGUCAUUUCAUUGUCGGCUCAUAUAUUAUUCACUGUCGAUGAAUGUUGCUCACAGUGUUUUUUGGGGGACUAAAGGGAAAAUAAAAAUCAUUUGUAUUCCUU
Molecule: messenger RNA, 4070 nt
Organism: Hemibagrus wyckioides
Lineage: Eukaryota; Metazoa; Chordata; Actinopteri; Siluriformes; Bagridae
Gene: rem2
Product: RAS (RAD and GEM)-like GTP binding 2
Exons: 5
Coding region: 286-1194 (302 amino acids)
Cellular component (GO): plasma membrane
Molecular function (GO): calcium channel regulator activity; GTPase activity; GTP binding
Source: RefSeq, a predicted model, not a curated record